Molecule: messenger RNA, 2184 nt
Organism: Neolamprologus brichardi
Lineage: Eukaryota; Metazoa; Chordata; Actinopteri; Cichliformes; Cichlidae
Gene: f10
Product: coagulation factor X
Biological process (GO): proteolysis; blood coagulation
Cellular component (GO): extracellular region
Molecular function (GO): serine-type endopeptidase activity; calcium ion binding
Source: RefSeq, a predicted model, not a curated record
CCCCUCCUCUCGGCUAUCUUAUCUCUACAUUCAGACUCCAUUACUCCACUCAACACAGAGGGUUUUCCAGGCUGAUCUCAUAAACAUCUAGGACCAUGUUCUGGUGUAUACGUCUGUCCCUGGGACUCCUGUUCUUUCAUCUGGCUGCUGCUCAUGUCUUCUUAGACAGCCAAGUGGCCAAUCAAGUGCUGAAUCGAAGGAGACGAGCUAACAGCGUUUUUGAGGAGUGGAAACAAGGCAACAUGGAAAGAGAAUGUGUGGAGGAGCGCUGUAGCUGGGAAGAGGCGCGAGAGAUAUUUGAAGACAAAGAAAAAACUGAUGAAUUCUGGGCCAAGUAUAUUGAUGGAGAUGCGUGUAUAUCAUCACCCUGUGUUAAUGGCGGCCAAUGCAAAGAUGGAAUUGGCAGCUACACUUGCUACUGCCAAGAAGGGUACAAGGGCUUCAACUGUGAAAUUGUUAUUCCUCAGCUCUGUGAAGACAGAAAUGGUGGUUGUGAACAUUUCUGCAAAGUGAUGCAGAGAAGAAUUCAUUGCUCCUGUGCUGAUGGAUACUUCCUGGCAUCAGAUGACAAAUCCUGCCACUCCAACGAAACGUACAAAUGUGGUGCCAUCAGCAGCAAAGCUGUUCGGACUGUUUUCUGGUAUGAGAGGAAAAACACAACAGACGGGAACAUAACUAAGUUUAACAGCACCGGCAACAUCAACUUAACAACACAGCCUUAUGUCCAGGAUGCUGGUCCAAUGUCCUCAGUGUCUGAGAACAAAAGCCAAAACGUGGCACAUUAUCCUAAUUUGGAAAAGAUGAUUCAGUCUGAAAUGGCGACAAUGACUCGUAUUGUCAACGGGGAGGACUGUCCACCAGGACAAUGCCCAUGGCAGGCUCUCCUUGUGAAUGAAGAUAAUAUUGGGUUUUGUGGAGGAACAAUACUCAAUCAAUACAUCAUCCUGACUGCUGCUCACUGCAUGAACCAGUCACGUUACUUCAACGUGAGGCUCGGUGAAUUUGACAGGUUGGUAAAUGAGGGCACUGAAGCUGACCAUAUUGUGGACACGAUCCUCACCCACAGAGGGUACAAGGCAGACACCUACCACAAUGACAUUGCACUCAUCAAAUUAACCACACCCAUCAAGUUCAGCAGGUUCAUUGUGCCAGCCUGCAUUCCUGAGCCAGAAUUUGCUGAAAAGGUCCUGAUGCAGGAGCCGGAUGGCAUGGUCAGCGGUUUUGGACGUCUUGGCGAGGGUCGGGAGCCAUCCAGCAUCUUGCAGCGCCUAUCUGUACCUUAUGUGGACCGUCAAACCUGCAUCGAAUCCACUCCUUUACGUAUCUCGCAGCGGAUGUUUUGUGCUGGUUAUGACACAAUAGCCAAGGAUGCCUGCCAAGGUGACAGUGGCGGGCCUCAUGUCACACGUUACCGUGACACCUACUUUGUCACUGGCGUCGUGAGCUGGGGUGAAGGCUGUGCACGCAAGGGAAAGUAUGGUGUUUACACCCAGGUGUCCAAGUACAUUGAAUGGAUCCGUGAUGGUAUGAAGAUGCUGAUCCAAAAAAACAAGACCGGCAGCAGUAUGAAGAGGAGCCAUGCCCAAAUAACAAGGCUUUAUCUGUAAAACAUCUGUCAACAUCCACUGAGCAGAGAUCAGCCAGACUUUGCACCACUCAUGUAAUCACUAAUGAAUAGUCAGAGAAACCUAUUCAUCCUAGUGCUGCAAAGAGCUGCAAAUCCUACCUGUGACGAACAGAAUUAGAGUCAGUAAUUAUUUGGGGGUUCCUCAGGGUACUACUCUUGGUCCUUUAUAUUUUUAAUUUUAUUUUAUGUAACAUUAAUUUUGUAUUAAUGUUCAUUUUUCCAGAGCAAUCAUCUGACAUUAUAUUUCUGAACAAUUCAAGUCCAUCAUUUCCUCUGGGCUCUGAUUUUGGUCUUAAUCUCCACUUUAGAUGUUUUGUGUUUUGGUUUGUUCACUGAUUCUUCUGUAAGUCUUUCUCAUGAGAUUGUUUCCAUCAAAGAUGUAUACUGGAUACAUCCUCUGAAAUUUGAUUGAAUACAUUUUUUUAGUAUAAUUACAUUUUUUUUAAACAGAAUGCAUUUCAUAAUCUCUGUAAUUCAAUGUUUUGUUCCAUGUAUGCUUCAUGAGUCACUGAUAGAAACAAGCUUUUAAACUGAACAUGAAGCAAAUAAAAGCAAAC